Molecule: messenger RNA, 555 nt
Organism: Penicillium mononematosum
Lineage: Eukaryota; Fungi; Ascomycota; Eurotiomycetes; Eurotiales; Aspergillaceae
Product: BTB/POZ domain-containing protein
Exons: 4
Coding region: 1-555 (184 amino acids)
Molecular function (GO): protein binding
Source: RefSeq, a predicted model, not a curated record
AUGGAGAAAAAGACACUAUUAGGAAAAAGGAGACAGUUCAAAGAGCUUCUCAGGGGCCUAGCAAGUAUACACCUUGACCACAAAUACAGCGACCUUACCAUUGUGUGUGGCGACAAAGAAUAUGCCGUGCACAAGUGCAUAGUCUGCCCAAGGUCGGAUUUCUUUGCGAAAGCUUGCGAUGGUGGAUUCGAGGAAUCGGUCACAAACAGGGUUGUACUAGAAGAAAAGCCGGACCUAAUCGAGCGGAUGAUUGACUUUCUGGGCACCCAAGAUGGAGAAAACCCGGAGGAUAGAUUGGAAGAGCUUGAUGACAUAGACGAAGAGGCAGCGACCGCGUGCAAUACCCUGUCGCUUCAUAUCUUGAUGUACUCGCUCGCUCGCCGACUACUCAUCCAUGGGCUCAAGGCUCUCUCUAAGGACAAGUUUGAGAAAGAGCUGGCUCGGGUGCGGCUGGACUCAAGCACGUUCCCGCACAUUAUCUCUGGGAUAUACGGCUCAACACCCGAAAGCGACCGAGGUCUACGGGACCCUCGCAUUGAAAAUGACGGUGGAUAA